Molecule: messenger RNA, 5436 nt
Organism: Lymnaea stagnalis (great pond snail)
Lineage: Eukaryota; Metazoa; Mollusca; Gastropoda; Lymnaeidae
Source: the annotation of a GenBank genome assembly
CGCUAGUGGGCGUUAACUCUAGACGUUCUUGUUCUAGCUGCAAAGUCCAGUUUCUUAUAUCAUAAAAAAAAUAUCCUGGUUAAGUUGAACUAACAAAAGUAUAUUUUUAAAAAUGAAGUAUUCAGUGCCUUUUUACAUAUUUUUGCUAGCUCAGACUUCAUGGAUUGUUUCUUUCACGCUCAGCAAACUGAAUUUGAUGCAAGAUCAAAUUACAGUAUUUAUUGCAGGAGUCAUCACAUUGAGUUUAGUGACCAUCGUGCCUUACCUUUUAUUUAGAAGACUUUUCAAUCAGGUUGAUCCGUUUGUUUUAAGUAAGUUAACAAGAUAAAUAUUAAAAAGUUACAAAACGUAAUGAUUUGAAACUAAUCUAAUUUGAGGCAUUAAAAAUUAUUUCAUGUAAAAGUAAAUGGCAAUGGCAUUAGUUAAGCCCUAAGCAUAAUUUAAUAAAAGGACUAAUGAUAGGUUAAGGUUAGUGUGCAAGGGUAAUAUUAUUCUGUAUGAUGGUAGCACGCUAAGACUAUAUUCUAAAUUAAUUAUUAUAAAAUCUUUAACAUUUCAAAGAAUUCUCUUUAAUAAUGGAACCCUAUGUUCUGUAUAUUUUCUGUUUUAUAUUAUAUUAUAUAGUUUUAUAGAGAUGUGAUGUUGCUUUAUUCAAUGCCAUCUACUGUAAUGUCAAAAUGGGGAAGAGCUUCCACUUGACUUAUAUUUAUUUUAAAUAUCCAUGCCUACCACCUCCCCCCACACUUCAUUAAAAAAAAAUUGACAUAUCCCAUUUACUCAGACUAUCUGUCUAACUUGCUAUUUAAAACCCCUCCCCUCACACACACCUUUUUUUGUUGCAACAAACAUUUAUGUUCCCUGUGGUGGAUUAUGAAAUUAUAAUUCAUAUUUUUUAUUUAAUUACAUGACACUUAAUGAGGCUGGUUGCAUACUUAACAAACCAAGUGUCAAACAUCUUUCCUCUCAGCUCCUUAAAAUGUUUUUAUGUCAAUGCACAUCACCUGCCCCUAAAAAUUGUCUCCACUCACCAAAUUAGAGGCAUUAUGACUAUAACAUUAUAAUCAAACUAGAUACAUUAUAACUAUAACAUUAUAAUCAUUAAUUGAGUCUGUGUUAUGCUCCUGUUUAUAAUAUUAAGUUGCAAAUGUAAUUCUUCCACAUUAUUGUGUGAGUGAAAGAGGAACUGAACUAGCUUAAUUAAGUUAAAAAUAAACAAAUACACCUAUUGAGGUGAAAUUUAAUUCCAGAACACCGGUGUCACAAGCUGUAAAUCAAACUUACACCUUAGCAAGAAAUAAAUUUUUGCCAAAAAUAGAUUGUGUAUUUUAUAACCAAAUUUAUUUUAUGUAUAUUAUUUCUUUAUAGUUCUUGCUGUAUUUUCCUGGUCGUGUAUGAUAGACCUUGGUAUUGGACUGGAGUUGGAUGGCUUUAUAUCCAAUUUUAUGGGCUUUUAUUUCAUUGAGGGUGAACCAUACCUGAAUACAGCUCAUGGAGCAGUUAUAAGCUACUGGGAUGGAAUAGUGCAUUUCAUUCUUGGUUUAGCAAUUAUUUCACUUUACUGUCAGCGGUAAGUUUUAAUAUCCUGUAUAAAAAUAUAUUUUCGGUAGUUGAAUUGUCUACUUAAAGCAGUGCAUAACUUAACUAUCCAAAUGUCUUAUGAGAUGGUACAACUUUAUUUUCUUACCGGAUUAAUUUUGUUAUUUAAAGGUAUGUUGUGUAAUUUUCUCAGAAUGAAGUUAUUUUUACAGAAUGGCAAAAAUGAUUCUUUCCUUUCUUUUAAGGCAAAGUUAUCGGGCAUUUGGGUUAUACUGGGCAGGCUCAAUACUAAAUAGCAUGAUAGUGCUGAUACCAGGAGGUAUUGCAGGUAAAAAUAACCUUAUAAAUAUUAUUACUAGAGUAUUGGAGUAGUGCCAAGAGGGUGAGUUACCAAGUAAGAAGAAAAAAGUGAUGGGAUCUAGGUAAUGACCCUAAAUCAUAAAGUACAGCUCUUUCCACUAAUUAAAAAAAGAAAAUUUGCUUCAUUGGCAUAUGUUAUAAGUUCAUGAUUAACAUAUAAAGAGAUAAUAUGAACAUAUACAACAGCCUUCUUCAUUGCUUGAUUUUUUAUUUUUGCAGGCAACCAUCCAUUCAAGCUUUCUAUUCUUCUGAAUGUUCCAUAUUUAAUUUUGCCACUGUUGGCUGGUUUUAAGCUCCUACAUGAUCGUCCUGUCCAGUCAUCAACUGUUCAGAAGGUUAGAUCUUUUUUCACAACCAAAGUUAGUUACUUUUUUUUUUAUUCAACCACUCUGAGAAGGCAGCAGCAGGAUAGUGUUUUUUGGUCUCCAUGAAAAGGAGAAAGCAGUAGCAGGAUAGUGUUUUUUGUCCUCACAUGAAAAGAAGAGGGCAAGUAGCAGGAUAGUGUUUUUUGUCCUCACAUGAAAAGAAGAGGGCAAGUAGCAGGAUAGUGUUUUUUGUCCUCACAUGAAAAGAAGAGGGCAAGUAGCAGGAUAGUGUUUUUUUGUCUCACAUGAAAAGAAGAGGGCAAGUAGCAGGAUAGUGUUUUUUGUCCUCACAUGAAAAGGAGAGGACAGUAGCAGGAUAGUGUUUUUUGUCCUCACAUGAAAGAAGAGGGCAGAGCAGGAUAGGUUUUUUUUUCCCUCACAUUAAAAGGAGAGGGCAGUAGCAGGAUAGGUUAUGUUUAAAAGUCAUUCAUGAAUAAUAUAAAAAUAAAAUAUAAUUAAAAGACAUUCUCACAUUUAAAUACAUUUCAUGUUCUCAUUUCAGUUCAAACCUAUCUGGGAGCGACCUGUUGAUUUAUUUUUCUUUAUUUAUUUUAUUGGUGCCAUUUUCUUAUCCUUGUUUCGUGGAUUGGUAAGCUAAUUUUUAGUACAGUCAACAUUUAUUUAGAGUGGUUAUAUCAGUGGUUCCCAAGCAGUGCCCUAAAUGCUCUGCGUGCACUUCUCAAGGGUCACACAGCUACUCCAGGAAACUCCUGAACACUAUUAUUACAUUAGCUGGUAAGAAAUAAGCUUGUCCUAAGUGGCUCCCAACCAAUUUGUUUCUGAAAAGGGGCUCUGUGAGUCAAAAAAGUUGUGAACCACUGUGUUACAUCAACCAGAUUAGAUGAGAAGUAUCAGCCUAUUAGAUAUACACUGUUACACAGUAGGCAUAAGCCCUUAUCAGAUUAACAUAGGAAAAAACAUGAUUCUUGAUAUAUAGGGUUAAGGAAGUCCUAAAUCAAUUGAAGUUGUUUUUGUUUUUGUUUUUUGUCAUCACUUUCACUUACAUUUAACUGCAUAAAGAAGUUCUAUGAAAGUUUGCUAAAGUACAACACCAUUAAGUUGAUGAGACAGUGAAAUGAAUAAAAUGCUUUCCUUAGUUUAUCCUUAGGAUACUUUGGGCACUCUUACUUUUUCAAGUUUAAUUGAGACGCAUGUGAAAUAAAAGUUAAUUUUUGUAUUUUAAUUACCCUCCAGGCUGUUUUAGGGGGAAAUGCUGAAGCAAUGAAGGAGUACAUCCAAACAAUUGAGCCCUAUCUGGCAGACGAAACAAAUUUUCCUAAGUUUCAGGUAUUUGUUUAAAUAUCUGAAAAAGAUUAUUGAAUUUGAAUAAAACACUGAAGGGAUUCUGUGAAAUUUGAUCAUAAUAAAGUAGACGAUUCUACAUCAUCAUCUCAGGAGGAGGGCAUCUCCAACUGCUUUGCUGCCUGAUAGUUAGGGGACUUUUUCUGGCUUAGUGGGAGGCGAUAGUUUUGGAAGGGCGUUAAGAGCUUUGUCUCAAGGGCCCGCUGAUGCCGUUUCCUAAUUUAAAUACAUGACAUCAUCAUCAUCUCAUCCUCAUACAGCAGCAGAUUAUCCUAAUGGUCAACCAUUUGUAGCAGUCUGCUUCCUGCUUAGGUGCCUGGGUUGUUUGGGUUGGAUGGGUUGACAUCAGCUCAACCCCUUCCACACGUGGGGGAACAAAAGUUUUUUGGCCACUGCUAGAUAGGGGGAUCAUGACAGUAAUCUGAAAGUUUGUAGCAAUGAAUAUAUUAAAGUUCAACAGGUUAUCGUCUCCUUUGUAUUCUAUUUUUCAAGUAAAAAUGAAUGAUUGGAUUUGAUUGGAUGCUUUUUUGUUGCAAGUAAUUCCCAUAAAUAAUCAUGUUGUUGUAACCUUCAAUUUCUCUUAAAUUUCUUUCAAAAGUGUGUCAAGAAGGAAUUUAUUAAGUCAUGUUUUGCUUAAUGGAUUUGGAUUUGGUCAGAUGGUGUAAAUUAAUUACAUUACAAUGUAAAAUUUACUUUAAACUCAUUUAUGUUUUGUAAUUGUGACAGCCUUCUAAAAUGUUAUGCGUCUAGUUUUCAGCGCUUGUGUCCCUGUUUAACUGUUCAAAUUUUGUUUACAAAAUCCAUCAUUGUAACUUUGUUUACCUAAUCAACAUUGUUUUAAUUUCAAUACAUCCAAUAGAUGAUCGUAUACGGAUAUUUUUUUCUGGCUUACUAUCUUGGUGCUGCCUACGCCUUACUUUGCCCAGGUCAGGUUUGGAUGGCAGACUGGUCACUCAUCCAUGCAGGAGCUGCUGCUCAGGUAAUAUUACCUCAUCAUUGACCAUUCAGCGAAAAUAUAUUAUGUUACUUGUUCUUGAUUACAUUUUUUGUGGAAAGCAACUUUCUGAUUAAAUUUUAUAUUGCUACCAUUCACAAUUUUAUUAGAAAAUUUAAUUUUAACAUUACACCAAUUUAUUUUAUUGACAAAUUAAUGUCAUGAUUAAGUUUGCUUUACUCUAUUAUACUCUAUACAAUGGAAUUUACUUCUCCAGCCCCUAUAAUAAGAUCAUAGCUUUAUUUUAUUCGUAAAAAAUUAUUUGGUUAAAAUAUCAAAAGUUAAAUGUUAUUUUACUAAUUUUUGUUUCCAUUUUGACUAAGGAAUAGAAAAUAAACUUUCUUUAACGCUCUAACACUAUUUUUAGGCCCAGUUUUCACAUAUUGCUGGAUCUUUGCAUCAUCGAACAUCUGAAUCAUUGAGGCCUCCUCAAAGUGGGUAUCCAGCGCUGACAUUUUGGUCUAUAAACCUUAUAUUAUUUAUAGUGCCACAAUUUUUUGCCUGGUGGUGUCAACAAGACUCCAACAAAUUUGGCCUGACUUCCAGUGUCAAAAAAUCAAAAUUAAAUAAAAUAAUUAAGAAAUCUGAUAAGACAAAAUGAAUGUUUAAAAAUGGCUUUAGAUCAUCUUUGCAAUGAACACAAUAGAUUGGUUGUAAGGGACUUGUUAAUCAUACUUUUUGGUCUGUGAAGAUAUGCAAACAUUUUACUAUGUAUUUUACAUGUUUUCCCAUUUGUCAAAAACUUUUGUAAUGUUUGUCACAAGAGGAAUGUUUUUCAUUUUCUGUCACUAGUAGUCAAAUUUACUAUGGUCUAGUUUUCUUUAAUGAAUACUUACCACUUAAAUGCAAAUAGAAGCUUUAUUAAAUUAAUGUUUUGUA